GACAAUUCUUUAGCACACAAUAGCGACUUUAAAUAACAAUGCAGAAUGGUAUAGGACUCGGUAAGGCGAUAUUACAGGUUUGAAAACUUACUAGCAGGAGAUUUCGUUAUGUGGGCAAGUGGCCGAAACAGACGAAAACAGUUUGUUUUGUUAAUCUUUUUUGCUAGUUCGGGGUAUUUAUUCAUUGAACAGUUUUACAAGACUGAAUAUACACCCAACUGGAACGUUGUACUUUAUGAUAGCUUUGAUGCGAUCGCCGAAAUACUAAAAGAUAAAAGUACUUUCCGUGAAAAACCUUCUGUUGAAAAGUUAUUUUCCUGGCCCGCACCGACACAGCCUUACAAACACCCCGAUGAUGCCACGGAUCCGAAAUUUUCGUAUUUUGAAGUGCUACCAGAAAACCAAUUAGUCAAAAACCAAUUUCAACAAGGAAACACGCUACAGUUAACAAUCGUAGCAAAAAAUGGGAGAAAUGAGAGGAAACGGUACGGCGGGGAUUUUUUUCGGGUAAAGCUGGUUACAGACAAUGGCGCAACCAGAGAACUUGCUCAAAUUAUAGAUAACAACAACGGUACUUACACAGUACGUUUGCCAUUGUACUUUUCGGGCGUGGCCGAACUGACCGUGUACCUUAUCCAUCCAAGUGAAGCAAUUGAUCUACUCCGAAGAGUCACUUCGACAAAAAAGUCACCAGGUUUAGUUUUUACUGGUGUAUUCGACAACGGGGAAUUCGUUGAACAUAAGGAAUGCAACAUGUGGUUAGAAUCGGUAAAAACCGACGGUGGUGUAUCUUCACCAGAGCAACGAUUUUGUGAUUUCACUCAUAAAAAAACAAAAGAGCCUUGGUUUUGUAUUAAACCAGUGAACGUAGACUGCAAUUCACAAAAGGACCUUACUAUACAAAGAAAUAUAGACGCAGGAUAUUACUUGGACAAAUCUGGACUAUUUACCAGAGGCAAAAACCUUCGAGUGCUGAUCGGUAAACCGACGAGGAUCGUUAUUUCACCAGGAACAACAAGAUUCCCUUCUUUACCUCGAUGCAUUGCGAACGAAGUUAGUUUAACACCGCCCUCGCCUUCAGGCUACUUUUUGAACGAUGUUUGGCAAUCAACACAUUGUGCAAUAAGAUCAAUCAACAGAAAUUCUGACCACAUUGAUUGCUUGAAAAACAAGCGCGUGUAUUUGUUUGGCGACUCCACCAUACGUCAGUGGUAUUCAUACUACGUUCCUUUUGGACACUUGAAUAAGCUUGGACAACUGCGCAUGUAUUUCGAGAGCAUCUUGGGGAUAAACACGGGCGUAAAUCUAUACGAAAAAGAAGCCACGAAAACUGUAUGGGAACCCCGUAGCGCUGAAAACAAAGUUAUAAACACUUCUAUACACUUUGCGGCGCAUGGACCACCCUUACAGAACGGUGGUGACUUGCAGUCUAUGCCCUAUAUAGUCGACAGUCUUGAUAAUUUAGAAGGAGGUCCUGGAACUGUUGUUGCCAUGACAAUAGGCUUUCAUCUCUUACUGUAUGACCCGACAGUUUACGUGCGGAGAUUGCAAACCAUUCGGGAUGCUGUGGUUAGAUUACUGGAACGCUCCCCUGGCACCUUGGUGGUCUUUAAAGGUUUAAACACAUACGAAAUGGACGAUGUUCUGCAUAGCCAAUGUUGCUUGUCCGAGUGGUUGGCUCUAAGAUAUGAAACUAUCGCAAGAACGAUUUUCAAAGAAGUGGAAGGACUAGUUUAUGUUGAUACGUGGGACAUAUCAGCAUCGACACAGUACAUGGUCAAAGACAGUCUUCAUCCUGAUAACCGUGUUAUUGAAAACGAAAUGCAAGUCUUUUUGUCGUUUGUAUGUCCAACGUAACAUAACGGCAAAUACUUUACCACGUGGUGAAAUCAUGUUACGCUCUUCGCAUUGAGCUUAUAAUUAAACGAUACGCCAUUCUGUUGUGUCGAAUGUAUACAUUAUGUUCGAAGUCUCGGGCGUCACCCGUAUAUAAUUUCGAAUCAACACGUAUCAUUUACUAUCUUUCUCUUACAAUUAAUAAGCACUGUACAUCGAUAUAUAUAUAACUCCAUUGUGAAAACGUUAUUGUUCCUGGUUCAGUAAACAAGUCAUCGGGCCUUUUUAAAUGCACAAUUUCAUUUUUCACUAUAUUUUCUUGCACAUUGUUUCUUAUGUACUUGUUUUUGUUUUGAAACAUUUGCGUAGGCACUGUAUAUUUCCCAAUAGCGUGAAGUUAAUUGACUGCGUGCCAACAACUAUAGUGAUUAUCAUUUUAAUCAGCAUCAAUUAUUUUAUACGGUUGGACUUUUCUUUCGUUUUUGCCCGAAGUACUGAUUACUCGUUUCAGCCACUUGUCGAGUUUCGUGUGUGCUGAACAAAGUUGAUGUUUUCGGCAUUGUUCUUUUCGUGCGUUAUGUAUUCCUGUAUCAGUAUACCAGUUGCAGUUUAGUGUUUCAGACAGUUUCAUUUUAAAUACACGAAAGAGCUUUU
Messenger RNA from Ciona intestinalis (vase tunicate), 2490 nucleotides. NCBI's taxonomy places the organism in Eukaryota, Metazoa, Chordata, Ascidiacea, Phlebobranchia, Cionidae. The record is from RefSeq and is a predicted model, not a curated record.